Molecule: messenger RNA, 1733 nt
Organism: Alosa alosa (allis shad)
Lineage: Eukaryota; Metazoa; Chordata; Actinopteri; Clupeiformes; Clupeidae
Gene: nudt4a
Product: nudix (nucleoside diphosphate linked moiety X)-type motif 4a
Exons: 5
Coding region: 507-1055 (182 amino acids)
Biological process (GO): diadenosine hexaphosphate catabolic process; adenosine 5'-(hexahydrogen pentaphosphate) catabolic process; diphosphoinositol polyphosphate metabolic process
Cellular component (GO): nucleus; cytoplasm
Molecular function (GO): bis(5'-adenosyl)-hexaphosphatase activity; bis(5'-adenosyl)-pentaphosphatase activity; endopolyphosphatase activity
Source: RefSeq, a predicted model, not a curated record
CUUGCCUGUCGAGCAGUGUUUACGUCAGUCAUUGUGUCGUGUAACCGGUACAAUGUAGGAGGGACCAGGUUUGGGGAAAACGAUACGCAGCACUAUAUAACCCACUUCGCUGCCCAAUGUAUCCAUUAAACGCCCGUCGAUGCGAAAGGAAGAUCCUGUUGCAGCCGAUCGAAAGCGUCUGCGCAGUAGCAGUGAGCAGUCAGCAGCAGUGGUGAGUGUUCGCGCGGGGGACCUCUGUGCGGAGGAUCAUGCUCUCGGACCGCGGCAAGAAGCCACCAUGGUAGGGAAAAGACUACGGAUAGAUGUGAACAGCGCGACGGACAUCCACGAAAGCCUGCUAUCGAUGUGAAAGUGGUGGAUGGGAGCUUUGCGCUUUGACGGCACCAGUUGAAGACAAGCAUUCGCUGAAUUUCUAGCCCACCAAAGCACUUGUUCGAAGAAUUCUACGCUGACACGCUACCCACUUCUCGAUCACAACGGCUGCACACAAAAUUGGAAUAGGCUACAUGAUGAAGUUUAAGCCCAACCAGACUAGGACUUACGAUGGCGAGGGUUUUAAAAAACGAGCCGCCUGCUUGUGUUUUAAAAACGAACGGGAGGACGAGGUGCUACUUGUGAGCAGUAGUCGACACCCAGACCAGUGGAUAGUUCCAGGAGGAGGAAUGGAACCAGAGGAGGAGCCCUGUGGAGCAGCUGUACGGGAGGUGUAUGAAGAGGCUGGAGUGAGAGGCACCCUGGGAAGACUCCUGGGGGUGUUUGAGCAGAACCAGGACAGCAAACACAGGACGUAUGUGUACGUCCUCACGGUGACCGAGAUGCUUGAAGACUGGGAAGACUCAGUCAACAUCGGCCGCAAAAGGAAGUGGUUCAAGAUAGACGAGGCGAUCCGUGUGCUGCAGUGCCACAAGCCUGUCCACGCCGAGUACCUCCGCAAGCUCACGGCUAACUGCAGCCCCUCCAAUGGCAACAGUCAGGAGACGGUCACCCAGGACGACAAUGCUCCCCACCACGUCACGCCCUCACAGGACUGCAGCCAGACCCACGUACACAGAUAGGACAGCCACAAAGGGUGGCGGGGGGUCGCCAAAAAAAACUCUACAACAGAAGCACUCUGCUGCGGACUGAACAAAGAGACUUUUUACUUUUUACCUGCAUGAUGGGCUUCUUCGUUUACUAUUUUAAACUUUUUUUUUGAGACUUCAAGAAACCAAAGGAAAUACUAACUAAUAGAGUUUAAGAAUGCCUUCAUUGGGCCUCUAAGUGGCCUCAUUCAGAUUGUAGUAGCCUACUUACAGAUUUUUUACUAUUCUCUCCAGCCAAACAAGUUGAUGUUGCGGAUAUGAUUUAUGUGUGAUAUGCAGACAGGGCUACAUUGCUUUGGUACCUUUUUAAUGAAACUGAAUUGGACAUGUAUGGACAUCAUACAAGCUGUAUUUAUAUUCUUUUGGGCACUUGUGAAUUUCUACAGUGACUUUUUUUCUUGGUUUCAUGACUGGAAAUGGUAGACCAGUGCACCAUUGUAGGAUUUUAGUAGAUUGUAUUACAAUGGAAUGUUUAGGGAAAAUGGCAAAGUUUUGGUGGUUGAAAACGUUUAGCUGUUUGGAAUGCCUUGUUUGUCAGUGAAUACUGUGUUGGAGUGUGAGUAGAGUAAAGUGUUCAAUUUUGCCAUGCAAGUUACAUUUGGUCUGACAGUCUGUAAUGCUUGUGAAAAAUAAAAUGACAGUAGUUUUUUA